AGCACUGACCCAACGUUUGAUUAUACAUAUUUUCUUAUCAAUGCCGAAUUUUGGAGACCGGGGAGUUCUACUGAGGAGUCCAGCUAUUCGACUGCUUUCAGUGAGUGCUAUAAUGGGUAGUAUGUGUGCCGGCGCACUUUGGCCUGGUCGCAAAGCACAGCUCCCCAAAGGCGAUUUUGGACAGCGAAUGCUGCAACAAUGUCGCCUUUUGGAAAAACCCAAUGUAUCGGUGGACCUCAAACACUUUAAAGCGUUAUCGGAAAAGUUUCCAGCCGAGUUUGGGAUCGAUACCUGCCGGGUGAAGGCCCAACCGGCAGAUCGCAGUGAGAAAAUCCGGGAGCAAAUCGCUUCCGCUUAUCCGGUUAUUCAUGAGAGGACUCUUCUGCUCUACAUCAGUUUCCUGGAGCACAAGCUCAAGUUCGGGAGCCAGCAGGAGAAGAACAUCUACAAGGACAUGACUGUGGUGGAUUUCGUGCAGCGUCUUCUGGCGAAGCGAUGUGUAUGGUUCUACGGCAGUGGCGACUUCUAUAAAACCAUGGAUGGCCAAACAGGACACGAGGGCUUCGAGAAGGUGGGCACAGCGUCGGAGAAGUAUCCCCUGACACUGAACUCGGUGCUCAUCUACGACGAGAUCAAGCUGGCCGCCCUGCUCUACGCGUCCACCCACUCUGAGUUCAUCAACAAUGGACGCAGGUCGAAUGCCGGUGAGGUGACCCAGGGCAAGAGUACCAUCGAACGGGAAGGCGUGAUCAUUGGACUGAUUGGUGCCCGGUUCGAGCGACCCGAUGUGAUGGAGUACCAGGAUAUUAUGAUCACCCAGACUCAGAAUACCCAGAACAGGGGCUAUGGACUGUCAAAGUCCUCUAAUAAAACCGACACCCCAGCCUCAGAUUUGCGUAGAAUCUGGCGGGAGUUCUACGAGGAGCCCGCGGACUUUAUUUUUGAGGACGUACCCCAGAAUGAGGAUCGUUUCGAGGAGGUUCCCGAGGGUGUUUUCGACCACCAGGUGAUGCGCAAGCGAUAUGCCAUCAGUUUCGAUACCCUGCUUCUGGAGGCCCAGGAUAGAGCACUCAAGAUGGGCAAACCCGCCUACAUCCAUGUGGUGGGCAUUGGCUUGGGCGUCUGGAAGGCCGCUCGUCGCCAGGAUAGCACCUUCUUCCAAUCCUUCGAAGAACGAUUGCAAGCACUUGGAGCACGACUCAGUCACAUCGGUGUGGUGCACUUUUCCUGGUUUCAUAUCCGUGGAUUUGGCGGAUUGUACGACGGAGCCAUGUUUCCCGUGGAGAACCAUCCGCGAGGUGGCAUUCUCAUCCGGAAUUCGAAACGAAAUCCCGCCGACAAACUGGAGGAGAACAUGCUGCCCGUGGUGACAUAUGCCUGGGAUGGAAACGCCCUGCCUGGCAAUGAGUUUUGGGCGAAAACGCUGAUCGGCACUGGAGAUCCGGCAGCAGCCUGUUCCACUUUGAUUACAGAGCUGCAAAAUACCCAUAUAAACAGGGAUUACAUGAGUGGAGCCAAUCUGCACAUCGCAUCCGUGGAACAUGGACUGCUUCAUGUGGGGGACUACGCCAGGAAAGUGAUUGUCUAACUAUCCUUAAAAAAUUGUUACUCAUAUAAUCCAAAUACUCCAUAAGCCUCAUAAAAUGUGGACAUUUUUAUAUAGAAUUAUUAACUUUAUACAAAAGGGUGAGGUAUUAAAUACAACUCAUCUAAAAAAUCUCAGGGACUUGGUGUUUUUAAAAAAUAUACUAUUUGUUAAACGAUAUAUGAAAACUAUGCAACGAAAUAGUAGCCUUUUUAAAAAUUUUAUAUAUGUGCAUUGCACCAUUACUAAUAAAUAUCUUAAAAAGAG
Messenger RNA from Drosophila suzukii, 1852 nucleotides. RefSeq lists its product as uncharacterized. NCBI's taxonomy places the organism in Eukaryota, Metazoa, Arthropoda, Insecta, Diptera, Drosophilidae. The record is from RefSeq and is a predicted model, not a curated record.